Mucor mucedo is the source of this 1168-nucleotide messenger RNA. RefSeq lists its product as uncharacterized. The record is from RefSeq and is a predicted model, not a curated record. Bases 15 to 1109 code for a protein of 364 amino acids. Gene Ontology annotation, molecular function: protein binding. NCBI's taxonomy places the organism in Eukaryota, Fungi, Mucoromycota, Mucoromycetes, Mucorales, Mucoraceae. The transcript has a single exon.
UUCUUUUUUUUUCAAUGACAACCAUUCAUUGUGGUCAAAAGUUUGCCAUUCACAAUGUAUUCAAAACUUUAUUUAUUACACGAUCGACGACAAUCAAACGAAAGAUAAGCACGGCGCCUCAAAAAUUACUUGACUACAACAAACUCCUCAAAUCCCAUGCAAAGACGUUUAAAAAGCAAGAUUCAGGGCAAAAGGAAGCAAUAAAGAUCUUGCAAGAAAUGAAGCUCCAUGGUAUUCAACCCAAUAGUCAGACGUGGUUUCAACUUGUGAUUGGCAUGUCCUUUCAACGUCAUCGUACACACGCACAGAACGAUCGAUUAGAAGCUUGGUUUAACAAUCUAGUGGCCUCCGAACCGAAAAUAGAAAAGUUCAAGAAAGUGUUGUUUCACUUGUCGUUUCAAGGUCACCCAAAUUUACUAGAGAUGUUUACAAAGAUGAAUAAUAAGGCAGAGUUGCAAGUGGAGGAUUGGCAUGCGGCUAUCAAGGGAUGUAUUAAAGCGAAAAAGAUGGAGGACGCCAACGUAUUGUUAGAGAUGCUUCGAAAGAACAAGAUGGCAACGAUCAGCAGUUAUCGAUUAUUGAUUGAAUCUUACUUGUAUUUGCAGGAUGGAGCAUCAGCUAGUCAAAUAUUUUCAUUUAUGCUGCAAGAUGAGAUCACAGCGAAUUAUGAGAUAUAUGAGCUAUUUAUCGAUCAUUACAUGUCAUUAGAGUAUGUGCCUGAUCAUGCGAAUACCUUGAUAAAGUUGUGGCAGGCUGUGCUCAUGACCAAAACAGAAACAAAUAUACCGCAAGAGAUGAUUCAAAAAUACCUAAGCUAUUUUGGUCAGCAUGGAGAAUUAGCCAAGGCAGAACAAGUUUAUUUGGAUGUCAAAGCUGGACGGUUAAGUCGAAGAUGUGUUGGAGAGUUGAAUAAAGUGAUUAUUGGAUUUUCAAAUAAGAGACAAUUACGUUCAGCAUUAUCAUUAUAUUACGAUUUACUUGGACAGGGAUAUAAACCAAGUCAAAAUGUCAUCAAUAAAAUAUCAGAAGCAUGUCUAGCGACGGGUGAUAAAGAGGCCAUUCAACAAUUAAUAGAUGUAACCAAUGCCUAUCACAAAAUAAAACUUUAAAUAGAUAUUUUAUCACAUCUGGUAUCCUAGUGACUGCCCUAUUGGGGGAUAGAUUAAAG